Molecule: messenger RNA, 1623 nt
Organism: Zophobas morio
Lineage: Eukaryota; Metazoa; Arthropoda; Insecta; Coleoptera; Tenebrionidae
Product: ATP-dependent DNA helicase pif1-like
Exons: 1
Coding region: 1-1623 (540 amino acids)
Biological process (GO): telomere maintenance; DNA repair
Molecular function (GO): DNA helicase activity
Source: RefSeq, a predicted model, not a curated record
AUGAGCGAAGACAUACUUCUCCGAGCACGCAGAAAUAAUCCCGGCUUGGAUGUACAGUAUUCGGAAGACAUUUUCAAUGAAGCACUGAUAUCACUUGAGGAUGUGUGUAUGUCGAUUAACAACAAAAUCCUCAAUCAGCUUGGGCUGUUUUCACCGGAACGUGACAGAAACGAUGUUAUAGAUAGAGACGUAUUGCGAGAAAAACAAUACGACGUCGAUGCGCUACAAGUUUAUGUUGAAACUCAGAAAAGGCUCUUAACAAACGAUCAACGACUUGCAUACGACACAAUUAUGGAGCAUGUGCGAGGCGGAAAUGGUGGACUUCUUUUUCUUGAUGCACCAGGAGGCACAGGAAAAACGUUUCUACUCAAUUUGAUACUCGCUGAAAUUCGAAUGAAACAUGAGAUUGCUUUGGCUGUGGCAUCAUCGGGGAUUGCAGCAACAUUACUCGAUGGAGGACGCACGGCGCAUUCGGUUCUCAAGCUGCCAUUGAAUUUAAAUCUAGCUGCUGAUCCUCUUUGCAACAUUGGAAAAACAACUGGAAUGGCAACUGUAUUGAAAACAUGCCAACUGAUUAUUUGGGAUGAAUGUACUAUGGCCCAUAAGAAAGGACUUGAAGCACUUGAUCGUACUCUGCGAGAUUUCCGAAGCGAUGAACGUCCACUGGGCGGAGCUCUGAUCCUGCUCGCAGGUGAUUUCCGUCAAACUUUGCCCGUGAUUCCUAGAUCAACACCAGCAGACGAGUUGAAUGCAUGCCUGAAAAAUUCGUCUCUCUGGAGACAUGUGAAAAAAAUUACACUGUCGACCAAUAUGCGUGUGCAUUUACUUGGAGAUGUUUCUGCACAAAUAUUUGCCAAACAACUUUUGGAUAUCGGCGACGGCAAACUUUUGGCUGAUCCUACAACACAGGAGAUAGCGUUCCCUCCGAACUUCUGUCAACUUCAGUCAUCAAUUGAAGAACUUGAAGAGAGAGUUUUCUCCAACAUCGCUAACAACUUUAGAAAUCAUGAUUGGCUUUGCGAGCGAGCUAUCUUAGCUCCAAAGAAUGAUGAUGUCAAUCGAAUCAAUAAUAAGAUUCAAUUAAAAGUUCCUGGGGUGAUUACGGAAUACAAAUCGAUUGACACAGUUACAGAAGAGGACCAAGCUGUAAAUUAUCCAGUCGAAUUUCUCAAUUCGUUGGAGCCUCCUGGAAUGCCACCGCACAUACUGACGCUAAAAGUUGGCUCACCAAUACUGCUCCUUCGGAAUCUCAAUACCCCGAAGUUAUGCAAUGGAACCAGACUUUCAGUGAAAAAACUGAUGCCGAAUGUGAUUGAAGCAACAAUAAUUAGCGGCAAAUGUAAAGGUGAAGAUGUGCUGAUUCCGCGCAUUCCAAUGGUUCCUACUGAUUUGCCCUUUACAUUCGAACGACUACAGUUUCCUGUGCGUCUUGCUUUCGCGAUGACAAUCAACAAAGCCCAAGGGCAGUCUCUACGCGUUGCCGGAUUAAAUUUAGGAAAUCCAUGUUUUUCGCAUGGUCAACUGUAUGUUGCUUGCUCCAGAGUAGGAACUCCAAAAACUCUGUACGUCUAUACACCAAAUCGAAAAACCAAAAAUAUUGUUUACCCACUAGCGUUACGAUAG